Echinostoma caproni is the source of this 2514-nucleotide messenger RNA. NCBI's taxonomy places the organism in Eukaryota, Metazoa, Platyhelminthes, Trematoda, Plagiorchiida, Echinostomatidae. The record is from the annotation of a GenBank genome assembly.
AUGAUACGAACAGCUGCUGCGAUGCGCUCGGAACGAAGAUACUAUCCCAGUUCAGACAGAGGUGUUAUGGAAACCGUUUGUCCGAGAGAAAGCGUGACCACCACAAUCGCUGCAGAAAACCAAGUUCCAUUGUAUCGCUAUGUGCACAUGAAUGAUGAACAAAACACUCAGAUUUUUACAUUUUUGUUAUUACCUCAUUUACUGUGUGGUCUUCUGGAUGAAGUCGAAUCGUCCCCGUUUGUUUAUGCUGAGCAUUUGUGGACUGUGCGGUUCCAACGCGGUGAUACACAUUUCGGUGUGUUUUUGGAACUGAAAUCCGUGAGUACUGUACCGGAUGAGGAUCGACUUGGUCGGCACACGAAGCAUCAUUCGAGUGAGCAAAUACAGAGUUCAACAGUUUCUGUGGAUUUCCAGUUCAUAUUGAAAAAUCGGGAACACUUCUCUCGAAACGAAAGUUUUGGUCGCAAAGCAAGUGUGUUUUAUCGAGGACAACCCCGACAUGGCCGGAAAAAGUUCCUCGAGCUAGCCACCUUGUCGUCUAAACGUUACAUUUAUGACGACGGAAGAUGUAUCAUUGAGUUGGAAAUGAAAAAUCCGGAUGUGUUUUAUAAUUUGUGGUUUGAUUUAUGCCCAGAUCCAACAGUCUCAACUCAUUUUGACCGAUCAAUGCCUCGUAGCAAUUCUGUGAUAAAUUUGAUGCGUCUCGAUGGUUCCCUGGUCUCAGUCGGCAGAUUCAUGCAUUUUGAAAGUGAACGGUUUCUUUAUGCCGAAUCUCAGUGGUAUCUUACUUUAGAUUUAGAAACAAAUCAAAGUAAUUCGGGCGAUUGUAAUGGACAACCUCAACGUAUUGCGUUACCUACACACGAAUCAGAUAUUGUGGUACGUGCAGAGCUAAGCUUGGUACGUGAAUUAACCAAAGUCCCCGAGAACAGCUAUCGGACCAGCACAAGCUCGAAACGACUCCAUUCUGUCUCAAGCCGAGUAAAAUGUAUUGCCACUCUCCCCGGCGGUUGUCUAACAAAAGUGAUGGAGUUCAGCAUCGGUAGUCAGGGCUGGCCAACCCAAGCCUACCGAGUGCUCUUUCGGAACAGAUCGAAGGAGGAAACGGAUCACAAAUCAACUCAGGUAUCCCAAAGUCAUCAUGUUACUUCCACCUGUACGGAUAAAAGCAUCGGUCUGAAAUCGGCACCCGACUGUCAGUUUGCUGGUUCAGGCUCCCCCAUUGCAUUGCUGUUAGCUUGCGCCUCAUCCCCAAUUAGCGUAAAACUACAAAUGACGUCUUUCACAAACCUCGCCUUCGUGGAAGUCCCCCUUGGUCAAGCAACCGCGGGAGCAGUGCCGUCUUAUUUGACCGAUCCAUUUAAACUACCCUGGCGUGUACAAACUUCGGAUUCGGGCAAAUUGCUCCGAAUCAAAUUUCAGUCAGUCGCUGUAAUGAAUCGCUGGGAGAACGGUGGUCCGACUCGGUGUACAACCAACUCAGUCACAUUACCCUAUCCUCUGAUUAUGCCGAACGCAGUAUACAUGAUCGGGUGCCGUAUUCGCAUUCAUCCGCUUUCUCCGCAGUUGCAUGCCCAUGUGUUACCUGUGGGACCGGAACUAGUAAAUUUGAUGCGUUUCACAUCGGGGUCAAGAUCAUCGGGACUGCCGACUGAGAAUGAUUGGGACUUGCCAGGGAACGCGAAUCCAGUAGCAAACAUGAUUGAGAGUGGAUUUUCUCCGACAGGUGUGAAAAUGAACGAAUAUGAUUCGAAUGUUUUUACCUCACCAGUCAUACCAAGACGAAAUCAGUGGGCCGCAGUGGAGUCGGAGGAUCUGUGUGAAGUGGCAAUGAAUGUCACCGUGGCCGAAGCCAGCGACAAGAACACGGGAUUGCUAAAUCCAAUGAACGGAACCAUUCUGAUUGAAAUCGAGUGGGUCUAUCAUCAUCUGAUAUUUAUUGAUCGACUCCAUUCAGCAGACUUGAUCAGUGCGCGUCAGUACCAUCAGAUGAGACACGAAUUGAAUAGAUUACGGAGAGAACGAGAUGAACUGGAACGCCAGUUGAUGAUCAAAGAAAUGGGUCUCGUUCAAAUUGAUUCCACGAGCUGUCAGGGUCCAAUGAGUAUGCUGCCCAUUGAAUCUGUAUCAACGUUCAAAACGUCUGAGGAAGAGGAUCGCAGCAUCGUACAACAACGCACCUCAGUUUACAAAGCGAGCACUGUCCCCAGCGGGGAAAGACCGGUUUCCCUUGAAACUCGAGCUCCGAAAACGCAGUCCUACAUUGUUCCUUCCGAGUACCGUGAACCAAGAAGAAUUUCCAGAUCUGCCUAUCGAGACAGUUAUGGGAGUAGGCUGGAUUCUAUCGGACGUUCAGAGUUUGGACGACAAGAUGAUUCGGGAGGUCUGGGACGUGGUCAGUCCAGAUAUUCGUUUGAUAACAAUGCCAAUCUGGAAGAUCAAAUAGCCAUGGACAAUUGUUCAGUGGGAAGGAGUUCAGUGAACUCAGAUUUCGCAAUUUCUAGAUCCGGAUGA